AUUUCCACACACUGAAUGAAGAUGUUUGGAUGUGUGAAAAGUAGGUCUUGUUAUUGUCGGCGAUGCAUCCCCGCGGCGUGAUACUCGGCGCUCAGCGGAGGGUGAGGCGGCUCCGCGACUCGCUGACGCCAGGCCGAGCAGACCCAAGACAGGCAGAGAGAGCCCAGAGGAGGACAGAGAGAGAGAGAGAGCGAGAGAGAGAGAGAGGAGGCACAGCAGCAGGGAGAGGAAAGUGACUGUCAAGAGGAUCUGAUCUCACAUCUUGGAAGCUGAGGUUUAUCGGAAAGUCCAAAAACACAAAGCGUUUUACCCUUUUUUUUUUCUAAGACUGGACUGUCCAUCACCGCUGCUCACAGUUCCUUUGGACAGAAGGGAGAGGGGAGGAGGGCGGCUCGUCCAACAUGAACGUAACCUCACUCUUCUCCUUCACCAGCCCGGCAGUCAAACGGCUGCUGGGUUGGAAGCAGGGAGACGAGGAAGAAAAGUGGGCGGAAAAGGCUGUGGAUGCUCUGGUUAAGAAACUGAAAAAGAAGAAGGGGGCCAUGGAGGAGCUGGAGAGGGCCCUCAGCUGCCCGGGUCAGCCCAGUAACUGCGUGACAAUCCCCCGCUCCCUGGAUGGACGGCUGCAGGUGUCCCACAGGAAAGGUCUGCCGCAUGUCAUUUACUGUCGGGUGUGGCGCUGGCCCGACCUGCAGUCCCACCAUGAGCUGAAGGCCCUGGAGUGCUGCGAGUACCCCUUUGGCUCCAAACAGAAGGAUGUGUGUAUCAACCCCUACCACUACAAACGAGUAGACAGUCCAGUGCUGCCUCCUGUGUUGGUACCGAGGAACAGCGAGUUCAAUGCCAAGCAUACGAUGUUGCCCCGCUUCCGCAACCCUCUACAACAAAACGAGCCGCACAUGCCGCAGAAUGCCACCUUCCCAGAAUCCUUUCCUCAGGCCAACACAAUGCCCCCCAAUUUCCCCCAUUCACCAGGAAACAGCUACCCAAACUCCCCGGGAAGCGGCAGCAGCGCCACCUUCCCUCAUUCACCAUCCAGCUCCGACCCCGGCAGUCCAUUCCAGAUGCCAGAGACUCCCCCUCCUGCCUACAUGCCCCCAGAGGAGCAGAUGUCUCAGGAUUGCCCUCAGCCAAUGGACACCAACCUCAUGGCUCCACCCUUGCCUCUAGAGAGUAACAACCGGGCAGUCGAUGUGCAGCCCGUGGCCUACGAGGAACCGAAGCACUGGUGCUCUAUUGUUUACUACGAGCUCAACAAUCGCGUCGGAGAGGCGUUCCAGGCGUCCUCCACCAGCGUGCUCGUCGAUGGCUUCACAGAUCCCUCCAACAACCGCAACCGAUUCUGCCUCGGCCUGCUCUCCAACGUCAACCGCAACUCCACCAUUGAGAACACCCGGCGGCACAUCGGCAAAGGUGUCCAUCUGUACUAUGUUGGCGGGGAAGUGUAUGCAGAAUGUCUGAGUGAUAGCAGUAUCUUCGUCCAGAGUCGUAACUGUAACUACCACCAUGGCUUCCAUCCCACGACUGUGUGUAAGAUCCCCAGCGGCUGCAGCCUGAAGAUUUUCAACAACCAGGAGUUUGCUGAGCUGCUGGCGCAGUCCGUCAACCACGGCUUUGAGGCCGUUUAUGAGCUCACCAAGAUGUGUACCAUCCGCAUGAGCUUUGUUAAGGGCUGGGGAGCAGAGUACCACCGCCAGGACGUGACCAGCACACCCUGCUGGAUUGAGAUUCACCUGCAUGGUCCCCUGCAGUGGUUGGAUAAGGUGCUAACCCAGAUGGGCUCCCCCCACAACCCUAUAUCCUCCGUCUCCUAGGCUUCACUGUCCUCAGCCCUGUGGCUGUCCGUACCCCAGCAUUUUGGUCUAAGCAGUGGAAAAAAAAAGAAAGGGUCACAGAUUGGCUUGUGGUUCGGCCAAUCAGAGUUUUCCGGUAAACUGAAACACAAGCUGACCUGAGACCAUAAGGGCUGGGUGGGUUGGUUUGUUCUCUACUUGAAGGAUGUCUGAAUUGGGCACAUUUGCAGUCUGGGAGAGGAGUAAGCAAAGUGAGCGUGAUGCAACUGGAAGAUACUUGAUCUUUGUGACCAACUGUAAUAAUUAGACCAUCACACUCAUCAUGACGCAAGUAUUCUCCCUGAUCUUGCUCCCACGGUGUCUCUUUUUCAUUGUUCUAUUAUUCUGACUCAUUACUAGUCCGCAUCUAAAUAUUCCCUCUGAAAUCCAGAUAUACUUGUAUAGCUACAAUAAUUAUGGGACAUUCCAGGUCACCGAAAUUGGCGUCAGUUGCUGCCUACCGCCUGACUGCCGUGAAGCUGGCAUGAAAUGUACUUUAGGACAUGUAAAAAGUUAGCAGGGACUUGGAGGCUGACCAAGAUUACUGAAUUUUUUAAAAUCAUCUUCAAGAUACUUAAAAAAAAGUAUGCCGUUUUCCUCAAAGUGUUCCUUUUUUUAAGGGUAAUAAAUUAAAGCAGUACAAAGUUGUUUUAAAAAAAAAUAAUAAAAUCCCAUAUCACAGAUCAUAAAAAAAUAACAGGAGGGCAAAAUUAGGGAGAGUUUGAGAGUUUAGAGUGGGUUGUAGUGUGGGGCAUGGCACUAAAAGGGCAUUUCAGACUAUUCAGAAGAAAAAAAGACUAAUGUGUAAAUGUUGCUCAUCUUAUGUUACACUCGUGUUUCAAAUGAAUUUUACGAGAAAAAAAAUAGUGUUUAGGUAUAUUCACUAUUAGAGUAUGUGCUGUGCAGUCUGGUUUUUUGCAAAGCAUAGUUUGAUUAGUGUAGUGUUACACAUUUAAGACUGGUAGCUAAACACCACGUGAAGCAGAGGCAAAAAAAUACGAGUGCAGUUGAGUUUGUCCCUUGUUGUAAAAAGCAAAAUCAAAUGUGUCAAAUGCGGAGUCACAUUGAGGACAUGAAUAUUUCAGUGACUGCGCUACAUUCUCUGAUUACAUUGACUGAGCAAAACGCGUUAAAUGACUGUUAUGGGAAAAUGUUGAGCAUUCAAAUUUUAAUUGUUGACUGAGAAAAGGGGAUCAGUUACUGAUGUCCCUGUAUGAUUUCUUUUUUUAAUAAAAUGCAGAUUUUUUUGCCCUUCAAUUCUUUUAUGCUUUGAGAAAUCCUCUUGGCUAUUAAACUGUAUUACUCUUUACAUUCUUUUUGUAUUUUUUGAACGUUUCUGUUUUGUUUGUCUGCACUUUCACACGUUGCAUUUUUGUUUUUUUUUUCUCCUUUGUGUUUUUGCUCAGUAAAACUCCCAGAAAAGCAGUUUUAUUCCAUGAAUAUCAAGCCUCUACUGGAAGAUUCAAUAAAUUU
This is a messenger RNA of Acanthopagrus latus (yellowfin seabream), 3305 nucleotides long. It is a transcript of the gene smad1, whose product is annotated as SMAD family member 1. Gene Ontology annotation, cellular component: heteromeric SMAD protein complex. The record is from RefSeq and is a predicted model, not a curated record. Bases 402 to 1814 code for a protein of 470 amino acids. The transcript has 7 exons. Gene Ontology annotation, molecular function: I-SMAD binding; DNA-binding transcription factor activity, RNA polymerase II-specific; RNA polymerase II cis-regulatory region sequence-specific DNA binding. Gene Ontology annotation, biological process: SMAD protein signal transduction; cell differentiation; transforming growth factor beta receptor signaling pathway. Lineage: Eukaryota; Metazoa; Chordata; Actinopteri; Spariformes; Sparidae.